UCCCAAGGGCGGGAUUCAUAACCUGACCUAGGAAGUAUGCGCAGGCAGCACUUAGACCACCAGGCCCUGAGCCGUUGUCAGCCACUUGACACCCAGUGGCCGACUCCACGUGUUGCUGCGGACUUUCUUCUCAGCCGAGUCUCCGUGUAUCAAGUGGCCCAGUGCGUGUACAUUACCUGUGCAUAAAUCUUAGAUUCACUCUACGAUCAAUUCCGGCUUCAGCCUUAUCAAGGUCUUUAUCAAGGUCGCUAAGAACAAAACUCUUAGAGUCGGCUGCGUUCUGCUAUCCGUCCAUAAAAUCUCCGUUCGUCCGUGCACAAUAUGGGUUCCAUUCGUUAGACUGCUUACACAGGGUACAUCCGAAGUUCGAACCUUAUCCGGCUGGGUCGAACGAGCUUGCGUCCCAUCCAGCUGUAGCGGCCGGCAGUUCGUUUGGCAAAGCCACCAGCUUCUACCACUGUAGCAGCAGCUGGCACGCUCGUCAUCGUCCACCGGGCCGAUCCUACGGCUGUAGCGUCGUUUGACGUAGCGGCUAGCUUCUGCUGGCUGUAGCAGCAGCGAGUAGACUCCUCGGCGAGUACCCGAUUGUUGCUACUGCUGUAGCUGCGGUUGCGGUAGCCAGCAGAGACAGUCUUGUCAGCUGUAGCGGUAGUGUCGGCUUUAACAAGCUUGACUUCGCGGAGUUAUCGCUGUGGGUGUAAAAGCUGCUACAGCAGCAGCAGCAGCAGCACCACCACCAGCAGGAGGAGGAGCUAUAACGAUGGAGCAGCUCCUUACGAGUGAACAGCGGGAGGUGCUUAUAGCGGUGGAUGGAAGCGACUGUUCAGAGCUCGCGUUCAACUGGGCUUUAAGGAACUACUGCAAGCCGCAGGACCACGUGCGACUCAUCCAUGUCCGGAAAUCAUUCGCUGACAUGGAGGGGAAACUCCCUGCAGACGCCAUAGAGACGUUGGAGCAGCAGUCGGAGGCAGCAGCGCGGGUUAUAGUGGAGAAGUACAUGAAGAAAUGCGCCGUGGCGGAUCUGGACUGCGACUGGAAGAUAGCGGUGGGGGAUGAGCGCGAGGUGAUCUGCAGGGAAGUGAUGAGAGUGUGUGCAGACGUGCUAAUAGUGGGCACGCGGGGGCUAUCUCCAGUCAAGAAGGCUCUGCUUGGCUCUGUUAGCGAAUACUGCGCACACCACAGCGCUUGCCCUGUGAUUAUUGUCAAGGCGAAGGAGCCCAAGCCGAACGCAUAGGUGGAUGGAUGGAUGGUUAGUUCUUGCUGUGAUGCGCAACGCAUACCAUAUAGUAACAUACCAAAUCAUCACGUACAGUACAACAUUUCUGUGUACAACAUUUUACCAUGUAGAGGAACAUCAACAAUUCAUUCAU
Closterium sp. NIES-67 is the source of this 1370-nucleotide messenger RNA. The record is from the annotation of a GenBank genome assembly. Lineage: Eukaryota; Viridiplantae; Streptophyta; Zygnematophyceae; Desmidiales; Closteriaceae.